AUGUUGGGGCCCCUGGUUGCAACAGAGGUGUGGGUGGGGCUGGGCAAUCGGGACCCAAGCAGGUGUGGAGUCAACCAGGGGCCCGGAGCGCUGGCCGCAAAGAGAGGGUCUAAGCAUCCAGUGCAGAGAGCCGGGGUGGAGGUGGGCAGGCCCGAAGGACCGGGCCAGGACCCAGGAAGUGUACGCUGGAGCCGGAUCCUUCCUGAGAACCGACAGGGGAUCCCCGGGAAGCGCGGGCGGGCGGAGGAUUGGCCCCCAGGGCCCGGGUGCGGAGGGCACGGACCCGCCUACGGAGGCCCAGGCCGGCCCCUCCGGGCGGGCAACCAGCCAGCGGCCGAGGCGGAAGUCACCGGGCCCGGGCUCGCCGUUCAGCUCGCGGCUCGACCUGAGCCUCCCAGAGCCGCUCCUGCUCCUGCCUCCUCGGGUCCCCUCCGCGUCCCGUCCCCGCCCCCGCCCAGCGCGCCCCGGCCAGGCCCGUGCCCUCACCUGCGCACCGCCCGCCGGGCCCCGGCGCCUCCCGCUCCGCCUCCCCGACGCUCCCGGCCCAGAGUUCUGGCCCCGCCUAGAGACGCCAGUUCCGCCCGCUUCGCGCCGCCGCUCUUGGCCUGGAGCCACCAGCCGGCGCCUGGCUCCCUAAGGCCAGACACUCCGCCCGCCCAGCAGCUCCGCCUGACUGCCCGCCGGGUGAUGUCCCAUCCCUGA
Phacochoerus africanus (Common warthog) is the source of this 702-nucleotide messenger RNA. Its product is annotated as formin-like protein 3. The transcript has 3 exons. The coding region runs from base 1 to 702 and encodes 233 amino acids. Lineage: Eukaryota; Metazoa; Chordata; Mammalia; Artiodactyla; Suidae. The record is from RefSeq and is a predicted model, not a curated record.